GAGAUGACGAUUUUUCCAGGUGAUUUCAACCAUACUUGCCCUUCUACAAUGGCCUGCUAGAUGGCGCUACCGAGCAGCAAGUCCAACUUGUCUCCCAGCAGGCCCUGCGCCGUCCUUUCCCGAUCCAGAUUUCAACAUGGGUCGCGUUCGUACGAAGACGAUCAAAAAGGCGGCUCGGGUGAUCAUCGAGAAAUACUACACCCGGCUUACCCUCGACUUCCACACAAACAAGCGGAUAUGUGAGGAAAUAGCCAUCAUUCCCAGCAAAAAACUGAGGAACAAGGUUGCAGGGUUUGUGACCCAUCUGAUGAAGCGUAUCCAGCGAGGACCAGUCCGUGGUAUCUCCAUCAAGCUGCAGGAGGAGGAGAGGGAGAGGAGAGACAACUAUGUUCCUGAGGUGUCUGCAAUUGACCAGGACAUCAUUGAAGUGGACCCUGACACCAAGGAGAUGUUGAAGUCUCUGGACUUUGGUAACAUCUCAGGUCUGCAGGUGACACAGCCUGUUGGUGUCCCUGGAUUCAGAGCACCCAAGAACCCCUAGAAUCAGACUUCAUGAAUUUGACUCCAUCCCUGAUGUACGGGUUUUGCAGCCUGUCGGAGUUCCUAGAUUAUUAUAUGCAGCUGAUGUCUGAAUAUGACAUGACUACUACAACAAGUCAGACACACACUAUGUAUGUUUCUCUGAAGAAUAACAGCUGAAUUAAAGAGAAACACAUAUAACAGUA
Branchiostoma floridae (Florida lancelet) is the source of this 725-nucleotide messenger RNA. RefSeq names its product 40S ribosomal protein S17. Gene Ontology annotation, molecular function: structural constituent of ribosome. Bases 137 to 541 code for a protein of 134 amino acids. The record is from RefSeq and is a predicted model, not a curated record. The transcript has 6 exons. NCBI's taxonomy places the organism in Eukaryota, Metazoa, Chordata, Leptocardii, Amphioxiformes, Branchiostomatidae. Gene Ontology annotation, biological process: translation. Gene Ontology annotation, cellular component: ribosome.